UUUUUUUGCUCUUUGUGUAAUCGUCGUAAAUGAUUGCGAAUUUUAACAAAGUAGUAAAAUAAUAAAAAGAUACGUAUCAAUAACGGAAACAUUUCCAAUUAAAAUAAAGUGAAACAAAAAGUCUCGCAAUCUAUAAAACCGUGAUCUAGUCUUUUAAAAGUGAUUCUUCUUCAGUCAUUCUUGUCGAUGCGAUAAUUCUAACAUUUAAAGUUAAAAAAGUAAAUCACAAGCAAACACAUCUAUUGGUGGUGGGAAUAUUUCGAAAUCGAGCUGGCGCACGUUAAAUUUGCUCAACUUCUUCUUUCAAUAACACUGUUUUCAACAGAAAUCGAUUGUACAGAGAAGAGAUAGAAAAGUACGCACAAAAUAAAUGUCAAAUGCUCGCAAAACUAUAAAUAAAUGUUAAAAAUUGAGACUAGUCCAUAAUCAACUAAAUAAAUACAAUUAAAAUUUUGAAAUAAAAAGAAAACGAGCGCUUCAGUUCGAAUAAGCUGCAAACACAUUUCAAAGACCACGAAUCAGGGUGGAGAGAAAGAGAGAGCGAAAAAGUCUCAAACCAUCUAGCUGAAACGUGAUUCUGGAAAUUUUAUUCGCUAGACGAUUUUGGACAGCGAAAAUUUAUUCAUCCGUUCGAGGUAUAUACCGCUGUCGGGUAUAUGAAAAGAGAUCAGCUUCAAUUCAAUUGCAACACGUUAAUUGAUUGUGACAAUAUAACGUGUACCAUUGAAUUGCCGUAAUUGCUUUGCUUUUUUCCAGAAAGAGAGAUAAAAAGAAAAAUUUCAUAUACAUACACAACGAUUUCUUAAUUUCUUUCCUGGUGAAACGAUAAUACAAUAAAAGCAAGCCAAAAUUGCGACCAAACGCAGACGAAAAAUUGGUGGAAGAUACAAAUUGAAUAUGCCAUUAAACGGAGAUACGAUCAACGCAGACAAGUUGAGCGGCAUCGACGAAGAAUCAGAUAUUUAUGAAGGUUUUUCGCCGCACGUUGAUCGAUCGCAAAUCGUACUACCCGAUCCAUCGCCAACAUCUGAGAAAAAACCGCCAUUGAAAACAUUCGAAGAUGUUCAAGCGCUACUCAGUCAAGGUAAAAAGCGAGAGGUUAAACUAUUGAUACGUGAUAAUGCAUGGCCGAUUAAUUCAACGAUACGUUCACAAUUAUGGCCAGCGAUAUGCAGCCAACAUCAAGUCGGAAAAAGCAUGCUGGAGGGAUACUAUUGGGAUAUGGUUAAUCAGGUAUUUGGAACGACAGAACUACCGGAUAAGCCAAUAAUGUUGCCACCGUUCGUUGACCCAACGCAUUGCCUGCCAUAUUAUUUAACGCGAAAAGGACGAGCAGUUGCCGAUCGUGUUGUUAGUGUAUUAGCAUAUGUUUGUCCUGACAUAACCUAUAGUCCAACAAUCUAUCCAAUUGCAGCCAUUCUGCUGCAUUUUAUGUCUGAGGAAGAAUGCUACCACUGUUUAGCCAACUUAGUGGCCGCCAAAGAGAAGGUGUUUAUUACACAAACGAAAUUAUUGUAUGAAGUAACUUGGAAAACUGUGAUGCAAAUAGCCAAAAAGCAUGCUAAAUCAGCUGUAGCACAUUUACAGAGGCUAUAUCCUGGUCAAAAAACGGAACGUGUAUUCAUGAAUUGGACAUGGUGGGUGCUGACUGGUCUUCCCUUUCCACAUUUAGUUCGUGUGAUGGAUUGUUUUUUCCACGAAGGAAUCAAAGUGUUUUAUCGAAUUUCGUUGGCGAUAUUGAUUCUAUACCAAAAGCAUGUACCGAAUGUAUCAUCGACAUCAGUACUAGUUAGCGAUGGUGGCACAAAUACGGCGGCCACAUCAUCAACAGCUUCAUCAACUACAACGACUAUAGCAAAAACGAAUGACACAAUGAAGUUAAACAAUUUGAAGAUCGGUGCCAAUUGGAAAGCAAACGAUGAAAAAUCCAAUGACAUUGAAAUGGCACUACCGAUGUUUUGCCGUAAAUUGCCUGUGUCACCGGGUAAAUUGCUUCGAACAGCUUUCAAUAUAAGAGCACUAAGCUCGAAUUAUAUUUCAAGGGUGUUCAUCAAGACUGAAAUGGUGCUGAGAAGUAAAACAAUUCUUAGCGGCUCAAAAGGUUUAGUUCAUUCACGUUCUAGUGAUAAUCUACCAACGAGUCAAUCUCAAGUAAAUAUACAAAUGAUAUCACACACACUAAGUAUUAGAGAAGGAGCACAUUCACCCGAUAUGCGUGUGCUUUCAAUGGGUGUCUAUCCAAUACAAAGAAUCAAUAGCCAAGUUGUUGGUCAAGACGAUCUAUUUACAUUAUGGUCGUGGCUGCCAGCACGCAUCACAAUGUAUACACCGACGCUGCUGUACACAACAGAAGAGCAUGGAUGUUCGCUGACAACAUUCUACGUACGAGUUGAACAACAUGAACCGACACUGCUUAUGAUUAAAACUUGUAACAAUGAAGUAUUCGGAGCAUAUUGUUCGACGCGUUGGUUUGAACGAAAUCUAAAAGACGACAAUGGACAUCGGCAAGCUUAUUUCGGCACCGGUGAAACAUUUUUGUUUUCAUUGUAUCCGGAUCGUGCGAAAUACCCUUGGGUGGGCAUUGAUAGUGACAGAAAUCUAGGACAUGGUUCCGAACUUUUUAUGGCUGCUGAUGCUUCAAUGAUCACUAUUGGAGGCGGCGGUGGCCAGGCCAUUUGGAUGGAUGAAAAUAUGCGAUACGGAAAAACCGAUAGUUGUACAACAUUCAAUAAUCCGCCGCUAUGCAAAUCGGGUGAUUUUGAAAUUCGUGUGCUGGAAGUAUAUGGAUUUAUGGGCGCUUAAGUCGAAAUGAAAUUCCGAAAUAAGUAUAGCUCUACUCAUAGGUGAUGCCCAAUUGAAAUUCGACUCGAUUUUGGUCGAAUUAUUUCGGUACUGAAUGACGACACCAAUGUGUAUUAAUUUCGCAAGUCCAAUACCAACCAUCCAAACACACACUUCGAAUCGCUUUUUUAAAAUGCAUUCAUCCAGUUCAAUUUGUGUAUUUGACUCUGUCUUCGGACCCCAAUGCCAGAGAAAAAAACAAAAACAAAAUCAAAUCAUUCAAAGCUACAUAUUAUAUACUAUCCUUUAAAUCACUCUUCUACCAUUGUUAUUUGAUGUUGUUAAUUUUUUUGAAAUAGGGAGAUUCAUUUAGUUUCUAUGCGAUUGCAUAUAUAUGGAAAACAAAAGAAAAAUCUCUUCUCGUUGUAAUUGUUGUCGAGAUUAAUUAUAUUAUUACUAUGAAAUAUUCAGGUUUAUGAAAUAUUCUUCUGGGUUUCAAUCCAGACUACUAUUGAAUGAAAAGUGAAUUAAUUAUUGGUUCCGUUUAUCUAACGCCGCCUCGCAUACUAUCGAUCGUAAUUAUUCGAUCAAUUUCCGAAUUAUAUUAUUGUUAACAUCAUCUAUCCAAUUUAAUCCGUUCUUUUUGUGAAAAAUUUACAUCUUUCAAUCGCUUUGGUUCAAAUACAUAAAAACAUAAUACACAAACACGCACAUAGCGAGAAAGACAGAAAGGGAGAGAGAGAUAGGGAGAGAUAGAACAUGCAUUAAAAAUUAAAUUGUAAUUGACCGUAACAAGAAAAGCAAUUGACAAUUUUGAAUGAAAAUUAUGUCGUUUUUUUAUAUUCGCUGCAUUGCUUUGCUUGCAUGUACUAAACAGAAGUGGAUUAUUUUUUGACAAUUUGAUCAACAUUUUCAAACGUAAUUUGAACAACAAUCCGUAUUUACAAGAAAACACCAUUUAUUUAAUAAUCAAUUGUCAUUUCACAAUGAACAUUGUGGGCUAUGUACGGAACAAAAAUCAGUCUGUUGUUGUACUUUGACUGAGCAAUCCAAAUGCGCACAAAGUGUUAAUCAAAUUCUCUUAAAAUGUUCAACUGUAUCUAUUCAGCCAUUUUCAUUUAUGAACACAAACACAAGGACUGUGCACGUCAAGUUAAUAGUUAUCAAAUAUUGAUAAACGAAAACACAAAAAUAAAUGGCAAAAACGAAGGCAACCAAAACAUAAGGAACAAAAUGAUUUAAUAUAUAUGAAUAUAUAUUAUUAUUAAUUAUGUUGUUGAUACAUCAAGAUAUUUAGCAAAUAUUUAAUUAAAAUUUAAAAAAUGGAGAUGAUUUAAAUGAAUAAAAAAAACGCAAAUUGAGAGAACGAGAAAAGUAUUAUUAUAGACAGUUUAACCAAAAAUAAAAUUAGGUUUUUGUUUUUGAUGUUCUCUUUAAAAAAGAAUGAAACGAAUACUGUGUUGAAUAAAACAAAUCUGUCUGGUUGAAUGACAAAUGUACUGUCCAAUGUUAAAAAAGGGCGUACUACAUUAUGUCAAACACUCACAUGUUGAAGAGAAUGGACAACACAAAAUUCUAUAUUAGCUUUAGAGCAAAAAAAAAAUAGUGUGCUAACCUUAUAAAGCUAUUGUUUUAAAAAUAAAUACAGUUUAAAGAAAUAAUAAUAAAAAAUAACAUGUGUACAUGUCGUUAUAUAAAUAUAUUUAGAGUUCAUGUUAAUGUGCAUAAAAAAAUAAUAAUAAUACUUGUUAAAUGAAGUGAGAGAUAAAGGAGUUUUAUCGAUGUGAAUAGAAUGAUGUACUGCUAAAACACCUACACACUCACACAAACACACACGUAGACACACAAACAAAUACGCAACGUCAAACACACUCAAACAGACACAGAUUUGAAUUUAAAAUUAAUCCAUUAUAAAUUAUAUUAUACAUAGUAUGCAUUUUUUGUUUGUUUGUUUGUUUGUUUAUUCAAAGUAUAUUAUUUUUUAUUAAUAUUUAUUCAAAAUUUCGAACAAAUUAUUAUCAAUUUAAUAUGAUGUAACACAUAUAUAGAUGUUGUAUAUCAAUCUGACAAUUAUUUGAAAAAA
Messenger RNA from Contarinia nasturtii (swede midge), 4864 nucleotides. It is a transcript of the gene sky, whose product is annotated as GTPase-activating protein skywalker. Bases 898 to 2802 code for a protein of 634 amino acids. NCBI's taxonomy places the organism in Eukaryota, Metazoa, Arthropoda, Insecta, Diptera, Cecidomyiidae. The transcript has 12 exons. The record is from RefSeq and is a predicted model, not a curated record.